ACUAAAUAUUGAUUAUUAUGGGUAAAAUCAUCUUAGAAUUAUAAAUCAUACAGAAAAUUUAAUUCAUGUUGUUUAUCCGUUUGGGACAACUGGUUUUUUAGCUCAGAAUAGGAUAUAACUAACAAUUUGAACCCAUUUUAUUUGGCGUGUCAUAUAUUCAGUUCUUUAAAUUUACAGAAUGACGUCACUUCCUUGCUGAUCAAAAACAAGGAAAAUAUUUUGAAACUUGUAGUUUUCAUGUAAUAUUGUGCCUCCUGUAGGAUGGGAGGUUGUAUAGGGUCCAACAGGAAUAACUCUGGGGGUCAUCGUGACAGUUCAGAUGGUGCAGCACAAGUAUCAAUAGGCAGAAAUCAGCCUUUAAAGCCAGAAAAGCCAAAAUGGAAAAGUGAUAUUCCCCUCACAGAAGGACAAUUGAGAAGUAAACGGGAUGAAUUUUGGGAUACAUCUCCAGCCUUUGAAGGACGAAAAGAGAUCUGGGAUGCUUUGAAAGCUGCUGCAUAUGCCCUGGAAACUGGGGACCACACGCUUGCUCAAGCUAUAGUAGAUGGAGCGAACAUUGCAUUGCCAAAUGGCAACCUUAUGGACUGUUAUGAUGAGUUAGGGAAUAGAUAUCAGCUGCCAGUAUAUGUACUUAGUUCCCCCACCAACCUUAUUGAUGAUAAAUCAGAAUCCGAUAGCCUCGGAGACUUGGACAAUACAUCUCCUGGGGUGGAAAUUCCACUAAAAUUCCGUCUUUCUACAGGAAAGGAUAUUAAACUGAUAACAAGGUCGACAGAGACAGUUUUCCGUGUUAAGAAACGGAUUAUGGAACAAGAGGGCAUAGACUCAUCCAGACAAAGAUGGUUCUUCUCAGGACGGUUAUUAAGUGACAAAAUGAGAAUCGAAGAUGCAAAAAUCCCGAAAGGAUUUGUUGUACAGGUUAUAAUAUCGCCUGAGAAUCCAAUAGCAGCGGAUAGUUGAAACAAAGUGUGCAGUAUAGAAAAUUAUCAUUUAUAAUUAAUAUAAUACGAAAUAAGUUUAUUUUAUUGUGAUAACUUUUAUAAACAUUUAUAAAAGGGGCUCAAAAAUCAGAAUGUCCCUGAACUAGUAUGGACUAGUUUCAAAUGUUGCUCGCAAAAAUGGGCUCAGUUGUAAGUCAUUAAAUUUUUAUUUUGGGGGAAAAUUUGUACAAUAUUAUUGAAUAUUACUCUUUAGACACAGUAAGAUUGUGAUAGAAAUGCCAAUUAUAUAUUGUAUAUCCUGUAUAUAUAUAAUAACCAUUAUAAUAUAGUGUAUUUUAGAGAUGUUCUCUUAAAGCAUAUAUCCAGGAAUACAGAAUUGCAAAUUUCCCACAGUUCUUUUCACAUGAAGGACAUUUGAAAAAAUUAUGUUUCAUCUUGUCAAAAAUCUGCACCCUGCCAAAAGUGUGAGAUAUCGAAACAUUUUUACCAAAAAAGGUAAAUUCAGGAUGUGUCACCCAGUUGAGAAAAAUCCUGGGGAGAUCAUUGGAUACUUAAAAAAUAAUGACUCAAAAUUUUAAAAUCUAUCAUUUUUGCCUGGAGAUGUACUAUUCUGGUGUAUAGUAUUAUAAUAUUGUAUCAUAUCCAUAAGAAACACACUGUGGUAUACUCUGUAUAAUAAACCACCCUUUGACACUAAUAUAAAAUUAGACCCUCGAUUUCCACUUUUUACAAAUCUCAAACACCACUACAGUAAAACCUCUAUAUAGUGAACACUUGUGGAGUCAGAAAAAGGUGUUCAAUGUAGGUAAGUAUUCAUUAUAGAGAUUUGAUUUUAUACAAGAGGCCAUGUAAAAUGUUUCAUCAAGUGAUGUU
Molecule: messenger RNA, 1814 nt
Organism: Owenia fusiformis
Lineage: Eukaryota; Metazoa; Annelida; Polychaeta; Sabellida; Oweniidae
Source: the annotation of a GenBank genome assembly